CUACCUAUUUUGUUACUGUCAGAACAGAAAGAAAAUCUAAGCAACCAAAUAAAUUAUUUUCUGUUUGUAAACGUUUUUGAAAAAAUAAGUGAGUAAAAUAUUCAGAUCACGUUAUGGACAAACCACAGAUUAUAGAACAUAUGAACCAGUCGGUAAAUUAUACAAUAUACGAUUGCAAAUGGAUUCCUUGUUCAGCUAAAUUCGUGGUGCUAGGUUCAAAACCGAAUUACACAGGCAUUCUGGACAUAUAUGAAUUAAAUGAGAAUAAAUUAGAAAAAGUUAAAACCGUUGAAAAGAAAAACGCAUUUAAAUGCGGCACAUUUGGCGCCGCUUCUUUACGUAAUAGACACAUUGCCGUAGGUGAUUUCAAUGGACGCUUGCAGGUCUUAGAUUUAGAACGCCCUGAGAUUGCAGUUUAUAAUGUUGAGGCUCACUCCACUAUUGUAAAUACUAUUGAUGCUAUCGGUGGUAAACAAAUGGAUUGUGGUGCUCCGGAAAUCGUUACCGGUGGUCGCGACGGUUCGGUCAAGGUGUGGGAUAUACGUCAGGGCAAUGCUCCUGUCGUUGAUAUAACGCCUGGUGAUCAUCCAGAUGAAAGUACGGAUAAAAUUCAAACUAAACGUGAUUGUUGGGCUGUUGCAUUCGGCGAUAGUUACAAUAAUGAAGAACGAAUCGUCGCUGCCGGCUAUGAUAAUGGAGACUUAAAGCUAUUUGAUCUUCGACAGUUAUCAGUACGUUGGGAAACUACACUCAAAAACGGUGUUUGCAGCAUAGAAUUUGAUCGCCGCGACAUACCUAUGAACAAGAUGGUAGUAACUACUUUAGAGGGUGGACUUUUGGUGUACGAUAUGAGAACCCAACACCCCAUUCAGGGUUUUGCUUAUUUAGAAGAACGCAAUGCUGGGCGUUCCGUAGGCUCAAAUGGUGUCAUCUCCGGUCCCAAAGCCACCGUUUGGUGUGCCCGUCAUCUACCACAGAAUCGAGACGUUUUCGUUACAGGAGGUGGUACAGGCUCUUUGCGCUUGUGGAGUUAUGAAUAUCCUGGGAAACGUUUAAAGGAAUCUACAGACGGAUUCAACGAGGGCGCAAUGGGUUCUUUACACAUGUUACAGGCCACUACCGUGUCCACCCAACCUAUACAUUGUUUUGACUGGCAUCCAGAUAAACAAGGUCUAAGUAUUUGUGGAGCAUUCGAUCAGACAUUUCGAGUUUUAGUAACCACCAAAUUAAAUUUAAUUAAUUAAAAGCUUUUGUGUUUUAGUAAAU
This is a messenger RNA of Glossina fuscipes, 1266 nucleotides long. It is a transcript of the gene Wdr92, whose product is annotated as WD repeat-containing protein 92. The coding region runs from base 114 to 1244 and encodes 376 amino acids. Gene Ontology annotation, molecular function: ubiquitin binding. The transcript has 2 exons. NCBI's taxonomy places the organism in Eukaryota, Metazoa, Arthropoda, Insecta, Diptera, Glossinidae. The record is from RefSeq and is a predicted model, not a curated record.